AUGGAUGACGAUAUUAUGAUUAACUUUGGUGAUUUUGCACCUAAAAAAGUAGCUGAUCCUAGCAAAAACGAAACAUAGGCACGUAGAGAAAAGUAUAAGCAAAAGGCAUUUGAACAAAAAACAAAUUAUAAAAAUUUCCUCAAGAGAUAAAGAGAAAAAACUUAACAAAAUAGCGACGACAUAGAAUAAGGCAAUGUUUUAAAAGUUAAAAAGCCUAUCUCUAAGAACCAAGAUUUUAAAAAAAGUACAAACAGGACGAUUCCAAAGUUAGCAGAAGUCACUUGCUGCGAAGAAAAUAAUCCUGAAUAGCAAGCUGACAACAAACAAGAAAACCAAUAAGAUUCUACAAAGCAAAAUAAGUUUAAGAAAGACUUCAAGUAAUACUUGGAAUAAUCUUAAAAGGGAGGAGAUUAUGAUAACGAAAUAUAAAAGAUUAUGCAUUAGGAAUAAAAUAAUGUUGAGCGUACUAAAUAAAAGUAAAAUAUGAGACGUGAAAACAAAUAAAAAAGUGAAGAAUAAGAGCAAAUAAAGGAGUAAAAGUAAUAGGAAAUGAUGCAAAAAGUUGUUUAUCCUUUCACUGAAAAAGAUUAAGAAUAGUAAAAGCUCUCCGUCUUCACAGCUGAGAAAUUCGGAGAAAUAGAGUAAAUUCAUCCUAAAGUUGUCUAAGCCUUACAAGAAAGCAACUACGAAACAAUGACUAAAAUUUAAAAAGAAGGUAUUCCUUAGAUUUUAAAAAAAGAAAAUAUCGCUUUGAAGAGUGAAACAGGUUCUGGUAAAACUUUAACUUAUUUGGUUCCUAUUAUUUCGAAUCUUGUCCACAUGGGUACUGAUCAAAAGAUUACUAGAGAAGAUGGUAGCUAUGUUUUUGUAAUUUGCCCUACUAGAGAAUUGUGCAUUUAGUGCGAAGAAGUUGCGCAAUUAGUUACUAAAAAAUCAAAAUAUUUGAUUACAGGUUGCUUGAUGGGAGGUGAAAAUCCUAAAAAAGAAAAAGCUAGAUUAAGAAAAGGAGUAACCAUCCUAUUUGCCACACCUGGUAGAUUGCUAUAUCACCUCAAAAAUACUAAUUCCUUCUUGUUUAGCAAGCUCAAGUACAUUGUUUUCGAAGAAUCUGAUAGAACAUUAGAUAUGGGUUUCAAGAAAGAUUUAGAAGAAAUCGUAGAAUAGCUUACAUAGAAAGUCUCCUUCGAGGAAGUAUAAAAAAUUCUUAUUUCAGCUAACUUCAAUGACAGUGUAGAAAGUCUUUACUUGAAGAUGUCUACCUAGACUAUCAAAUACGUUGGAUUUGCUAAGCAAAAGAGAAAUAAAGCAGAUGGACCAAUAAACUAUGAAGAAGAAAAGAAACAUAUAAAGGGAGAUGACAUGUUCAAAGUCCCAGAUACAUUGAUUUAGUAUUAUUCUUUGAUAAAUGAAGAGCACAGAGUACCAUUUUUAGUAUCUUACCUUAGCAUGCUUUAGGAUACUAAAUCUAUUAUUUUCGUAUCAACUUGUGACGAAGUUGAUUAUUUUGCUUUCCUUUUCGAUGCAAUGAGGUAUAAGGAUGCUAACGGUGAAGUAUAGUAGGAUGAUUAGGUUUUAAAAUAAAAGAUAUUUAAGCUACAUGGUAAUAUAGAGCAAAGGACUCGUAGUGAAACUUACUUUUCUUUCAAGAGAUACUAGGGAGGAGCUAUCCUCAUUUCAACAGAUGUAGCCAGUAGAGGUUUAGAUUUUUACGAAGUAACUCACACUAUUUUAUUCGAUGUACCCACUAGCAUCAGUGAGUAUUGUAAUAGAAUUGGUAGAACUGCACGUAUAGAUUAAAAGGGUAUUUCUUUACUCAUUUUGAAUAAUGUAGAAAGACCCUAUGUUGAUAAAAUGAAAAAAUAUGGAAUUAAAUUGAACAAAUUCGAUGACGAGCCUGUUCUUGACAAAGUAUAAAGAGAAAUCAAAUAAAAGUAUGAUGUCGGUAUGGAUACUAUGCACUAUGUAGAAAGUUUAAUUAGGUAAUCUAUAAGAGACGAUAAAACUAAAUAUAUAUUAGCUCGUAGAGCUUAUGUAAGUAGCUUAAGAGCUUAUGCCAGACUCAAAGACAAAGAUAUAUUCCGUGUCAAAAAACUUAAUUUACAUUUAAUAGCCAAGGGAUUCGGUUUAAGUGGAGUCAAGGCUGGCAAUGAAACUACCUCCAAGCAAUAUCAACAUGAACUUGUUGAAGCUAAUAAGAAUAGAUAUGAUAAGAUGGAGAAAUUCUUUAUGGAAAGAUUAGAAAAAACAGCUCCUAAGAGAAAAGCAAUGAACUCUAAAAAAUUAUUUAAUAUGGAAUUCAUGUGA
Molecule: messenger RNA, 2304 nt
Organism: Tetrahymena thermophila SB210
Lineage: Eukaryota; Ciliophora; Oligohymenophorea; Hymenostomatida; Tetrahymenidae
Product: DEAD-box ATP-dependent RNA helicase
Exons: 3
Biological process (GO): maturation of LSU-rRNA from tricistronic rRNA transcript (SSU-rRNA, 5.8S rRNA, LSU-rRNA)
Cellular component (GO): nucleolus
Molecular function (GO): nucleic acid binding; ATP binding
Source: RefSeq, a predicted model, not a curated record